ACUGCCCUCUCCCCCUUCUAUCUACUCUAGAGCUUUUGCCGGAGGACUUUGGAUGGGUGAAGAUCUUGAAAGAGAAAUAGAAGAAUUCUGCUGAAGUUGCAAAGAACGAAGUGCUGCAGGGUGAGAGCGCACCCAGUCCCCAUCACGGAUGUCCAAUAAUUAACUGGGGAGCAAUCCACAGGAACCCUUACCCCCUGCCCUCCAUCCAAAACCAGCUGCCCAGAUCAGGUCUGCGCUCUAUGCAGAGACAUGCUGUGUAAAGUGUUGCUGGUGUUGCUGCUGUGUGCUGCAGUUGAGUGCCAACUCAGAGGUUUGUUUCCUGCUAUACUAAAUCUUGCAAGCAAUGCAAAUAUCACCACCAAUGCCACUUGCGGUGAAAUGGGACCAGAGAUGUUUUGUAAACUUGUAGAACAUGUCCCAGGAAGACCAGUGCGCAAUGCACAAUGCAGAGUGUGUGACCAAAAAAGUGAGAACCCAAAAGAACGUCACCCCAUAACAAAUGCUAUCGACGGCACAAAUGAUUGGUGGCAAAGUCCCAGUAUACAGAAUGGACGCGCGUACCAUUGGGUCACUAUAACGUUGGAUCUAAGACAAGUCUUCCAAGUUGCAUACAUAAUCAUUAAAGCAGCAAAUUCACCGCGACCAGGCAACUGGAUUUUAGAACGUUCUCUAGAUGGAAUUGAGUUUACACCUUGGCAGUAUUACGCAAUCAGUGACUCAGAAUGCCUUAGUCGAUACAAUGUAACACCAAGACUUGGAACGCCAACAUAUAAGAGGGACAACGAAGUUAUCUGCACAUCAUUUUAUUCUAAGCUAGUACCACUGGAACAUGGAGAGAUUCACGCUUCAUUGAUUAAUGGAAGACCAAGUGCCGAUGAUCCUUCACCAACAUUGCUGGAAUUCACCUCUGCAAGAUUCAUCCGUCUUCGUUUGCAACGUAUUAGAACUCUCAAUGCUGAUCUCAUGACCCUCAACCAUCAUGAUCUAAAGGAUGUCGAUCCAAUAGUAACAAGAAGGUACUACUACUCUAUAAAAGAUGUAUCAGUUGGAGGGAUGUGCAUCUGUUAUGGUCAUGCUCGCAGCUGUCCUUUUGAUGAAGUAACAAAGAAACUUCAGUGUCAGUGUGAGCGUAAUACUUGUGGCGAAAGCUGCAAUGAGUGUUGCCCGGGUUACCACCAGAAUCCAUGGCGACCUGGCACUAUUUCAGUUGGCAGCCAAUGCGAGAAAUGUAACUGCCAUAAUAAAGCUGAAGAUUGUUACUAUGACCAAAAUGUAGCAGACCGCAAAAUUAGCUUGAAUAUCCAUGAUCAAUAUAUCGGAGGGGGAGUGUGUAUUGAAUGCACUCAGUUUACAGCAGGAAUUAAUUGUGAGACAUGCAUUGAAGGCUACUACCGAUCUCAUCAGGUUUCUCCCUACUCAGAUGGCCCUUGUCAUCCAUGUGAAUGUGACCCCUUUGGAUCUAUCAGUUCCGUCUGUGUUGUAGAUGAUAAUCGAGCCAACAUUAUCCAAGGUGUAUUCCCAGGUCAGUGUCAUUGCAAAGAAGGCUACACAGGCACAAAGUGUGACCAGUGUGAGUUUGGCUAUAAAGGAUAUCCAAACUGUGUGCGAUGCAAUUGCAGUUUAGUGGGCAGCAUUAAUGACGAUCCAUGCGCAGAUCAGUGUAUAUGUAAGGAACAUGUGGAAGGGGAGAACUGUGACCAAUGCAAGCCUGGGUUCUACAACCUGCAGGCACGGAAUCCAGAAGGAUGCACAGAAUGCUUUUGCUUUGGUGUUUCUGGUGUGUGUGAUGGACUGUUUUGGCACACUACACAGGUUUCUGAUAUUAAUGGCUGGUACCUAACUGACUUGCAAGGAAAUCAUAUUCAACCACAGCAAGACCAGUUUGAUGGCCCUCAUCAGAUAAGCAUUAACAACACCAUGGCCAGAAAUUCAUUGAUGUCUGCAUUGUACUGGGAGGCUCCUUCUUCAUAUCUUGGAAAUAAACUGACAUCCUAUGGUGGAGUUUUAAGGUAUACAGUAUCUUAUGAUGUUCCCAUGGACAGCACAGAUACAGAAGUGUUCUCUGGUGUGGAUUUUAUUUUACAGGGCAGUGGAGAUACCUUAGGACUGAAGGCUGAUGGUGUCCUUUUGCAGCCAUAUGAGGAACAUACAACAGAGAUAAAACUUCUUCCUGAGUAUUUCAUAGAGUUCUAUACACGGAGACCUGUGGACAGAGACAGACUUAUGGCUGUCCUUGCAAAUAUAAACCACCUACGAAUUAGAGCUAGCUACAACCUUGCCAAAAAUACAGUCACAAGAUUAAGCUCUGUUACACUGGAUAUAGCGAAACCAAAUGUUAUAGCUCUCUUGCCAGCUGUUCAAGUUGAAAAUUGUGAAUGCCCUCCUGGUUAUGCUGGUACAUCUUGUGAGUCUUGUAUCUCAGGUCAUUACCGUGUUGGUGGAACCCUUUUUGGUGGUAUUUGCCAGCCCUGUGAAUGUAAUGGACAUGCGACAGAGUGUGACAUCCAUGGUGCAUGUUAUGACUGUCAGCACAAUACAAUGGGCCACCACUGUGACCAGUGCCUGCCAGGUUUUUAUGGAAACCCCUUGCAAGGAAAGCCCGAUGAUUGCCAGUCUUGUGCUUGUCCGCUAUCGAUCCCAUCUAACAAUUUUAGUCCAACAUGUCACUUGUCCAUUGAAGGUGAACCAAUCUGUGAUCAGUGUGCCCCUGGAUAUGUGGGUGCGCGAUGUGAAAAAUGUGCAAACGGUUACUACGGUAAUCCCUCUGUCCCUGGAGGAUCAUGUGUACCUUGUGAUUGCAAUGGCAAUAUAGACCCAUUUGAAAAUGGCCAUUGUGAUACAGUCACAGGAGAAUGCCUUAAAUGCACUGAUAACACAUCUGGAUGGAACUGUGAGAGAUGUGCAGAUGGCCACUAUGGUGAUGCUAUCUUGGCUAAAAACUGUACUGCUUGCCAAUGCCACCCAGAUAGCUCCAUAUCAGAAAUCUGUCACCAUGAGACCGGCCUGUGUGAUUGUAAACCAAACGUGUUUGGAACAAGAUGUGAUCAGUGCUCGUAUGGAUUUUAUGGCUUGACAUCCGGUGUUGGUUGCCUCCUGUGUAACUGUAGCCAGUCAGGUUCGGUCUCUCAGGCUUGCAGUGAUGCUGGUCAAUGUCACUGCGUUCCUGGAGUAGCUGGAUUGAAGUGCGACAUUUGUGCUCAAGGAUUUUAUGCAUUCCAGGAUGGAGGCUGUACCCCUUGUGAUUGUGCCCACACCCACAAUAACUGCGAUCCUUUAUCUGGACAGUGUAUCUGCCCCCCUCAUACACAUGGAGCCAAAUGUGAAUUCUGUGACAGCAACUACUGGGGUCAUGAUCCUGAAUUAGGAUGUCUGGAGUGUAACUGCAGCACAGCUGGCUCAAAAAGUCUCCAGUGUGACAUUACAACGGGUCUUUGCCAAUGUAAAGAGGAGUUUGGGGGACAAAAUUGCCAUGCUUGUUUAUUUGGGCACAGGAAUUACCCAGAGUGCAUUGCUUGCGAUUGUGAUUCCGCAGGCACCCAAUCUGCAUGGUGUGAUGAUGAACAAAAGAUGUGUAGCUGUGUGGAGGAUACUGGUGUAUGCGCUUGUAAGGACAAUGUGGUUGGAAGUUACUGCAAUGAAUGCAAGGCUGGAUCCUAUGCUCUAGAUGCCAAAAACCCUCUUGGCUGUUCCCCGUGUUUCUGUUCUGGAGUAUCCUCGCUAUGCGCAGAGCUGGAAGGCUAUGUGCACAUACCAAUCUCCUUGGUCCCAGAUCGAUCAUUGCUUCGUGUGGUUACAGUGAACAAUUUGGAAGGAACUACAGAAGGUGUGUUCUCUGAGUCUGUCGACAUGUUAUUAGAUGCAGGAGAGGUACGGCGACAUCUGAAAUCAGAGACCUUUUAUUGGCAAUUAGCAACACAGUUUCUAGGUGACAAGAUAUUGGCAUAUGGUGGAAAGCUGAAGUACGUUGUUACAUAUUAUGCUUUGGAUGAUUCUUCUGACUUUGAGCCUCAGCUUAUAAUGAAAGGUGGACGUGCCAGCAAGCUAGUGAUCACUAUGAACAUUCCCACCCCUGCAAACGCUGUGAGAAGUGAGAUUGAAGCCAGCAUGACCGAGACUAACUGGAAGUACUUUAAUUCUGUGUCUGAGCAGUCAGUAACGCGGUCAGAUUUCAUGUCGGUUCUAAGCAACAUUGAUUACAUUCUCAUAAAAGCAUCAUACGGUUAUGGCUUACAGCAGAGCAGGAUCUCUAACAUAUCGUUGGACAUAGCAGUGGAGUCAUCAGACAUGCAUUCAGGCCGAGAAGUUGCCCGUUAUGUUGAGAUAUGUGUGUGCCCAGUGGGUUACAGAGGACUUUCUUGCCAGGAGUGUGCGCCUGGCUACUACAGAGAGAAUCUACUAGAAACCAACAUACUAGGAUCACAGCCACUAAACACUCCAUGUAUCCCUUGCAAGUGUAGCAAUCACAGUGAAACGUGUGAUCCAGAUACAGGAGAAUGCAUGGACUGCAAACAUAAUACAGCAGGACAUCACUGCCAUGUAUGUGCUCCUGGCUACUAUGGCAAAGUGACAGGAUCGAUUGCAGAUUGUUCAUUGUGUGCUUGUCCCAAGGGCAACACCCAAAGUUUCAGCCCAACAUGUGUUCUGGAUGGUAUCAAUGAUUUUCGGUGUGAUGCUUGUCUACCUGGAUACGAAGGAAAGCACUGUGAAAGAUGCUCUCUUGGUUAUCAUGGGAAUCCUAAUGAACCUGGUGGUUCUUGCCAUAAAUGUGAUUGUAACCCAAGUGGGUCUAUGAACAACGAGUGUGAUCGGGUAACUGGUCAAUGCCUUUGCAAAAAGGGAGUGACAGGUCGUCUUUGUGAUACAUGUGAAUUGAGACACAUACUUUUGGAAGAAGAGUGCAUAUCUUGUGAUGAUGAUUGCACCGGAACCUUACUAGAUGAUUUGGAUAGACUACAACUGGCCUUUAGCUCUUUUAAUAUCUCCAGCAUUGGCAGUGCUCCUUACAGUGUGAUUUCCCGACUGGAAAAUGUGACACAGUUUAUGAAGGAAUCAGUACCAGAAAGAGCUAGCCCUUUAAUAUCACUAGACGAAACAAUGGAGCAACUGACAUCAGUCUCAAAAGACACUAAUCGACUCGAACAGCAGAUGGAACAAAUUAUAUACAAUGGACACACUCUGAACAAUGCUACCAUCACAACCCUGAAUAAGAGUCAAGAAUUAUUGGGCUUUAUUGACAAAAUGCAAUCAACCAUCAAAUUUCUUGUGGAAGUGGCAGAAACUUUUAACGAGACAAUGAGCACAGACACCCAGCUGUCCGAAAACACAAUAUUAAAUUAUCAAGAUGACGUUUCAUUUAUGCUUAGUUCUAUGAGAUCAAAAGAUUUUGGUGAUCAAAACCAAAAUGCUACUAAAAACCUAAAAGCUUCACAAGGCCUACUGUCAAGAGUUCAGAAAGAAUAUGAGAAGCCCCACAUUGAUUUAACAAAGUUGAAAAAUGGUCUUCAGGAUACUUUCAUCCUAGAGAACGGCAAACUGCUUGCGGCUAAAGACUUGUUACAUAAGGCAUUGACGAACACCAAUCACACAAACCAUUUGCUGCUUCUCAUGCAAAAGUAUCUGGCUGAUUUAAAUAUGAAAAAGCAGAACCUCCAAGAAAACAAAAAUCGGUCGGUGAUGUUGAUUGAAGAAGGCAUUGGGCUGGUGGAUGAUGCAGUUUUGCUGGCAGAAGACACCGUUAACACAACAUCAGCUUUAGAGACCCACGUAGAAGAGCUCAUUCUCUGGAAUGCUAAACUGAGACACCAUGUAGAUGAUCUGGUUAUGCAGAUGUCCAAAAGAAAUGCACUUGACUUGGUUUAUAAGGCAGAAGAUUAUGCAGCUGAGUUUCAAAAACUUUCUGCAUCACUUAACAGUUCUCUGUUAGAUGUAAGAGAUGUGUCUUUAAAUGCCACCAGUGCCAUUCAUGUUCACACGGAUAUCAAAACUAUGAUUGAGCAAUCUCAAAUCCUGGCUGAGGAAUCUAACCACACUGCUGCUGAAGUGUUGGCUUUGCUUUCCAGUUCAAAGAAAAAUUCACAGUUCUCAUCAAAGAAUUCUAUGAAGUUGAGCACACAGUUUUUAAAAGAGGUCAAAAAUUUAAGUCGAAAUACUGAAGGUCUUGUGUCUGAUCUGAAUGGACUGAAAACAAAAGUAGAGAAGAUACAAAAACGCACUCAUGCAUUUACACAUCGAAUAAAUGAACAGCUUCUUGCUCUGAGAAGUCUACCGAAUGACACCAGUGAAAAACUACAUGAUGCCAAAGAGCUUGCGGUGUCUGCUAAUUCUAGUGCAGCCGACACAUUAAACCAUAUAAUGACUUUCCAUCACAAAGUACAGAAUGCUACCUCUACAUUAUCUAAAAUUAAUGACACCUUACAAAAAACCAAUGAACUUCUGGUUGACUCGUCCAAAACAGUGGGAUCAGCUAAAAACAGAAUAAAGGAGGUGGAAAACCAAGCCAAUAUUUUACUGGACAGAUUGAAACCUUUGAAAUUACUCGAGGAAAACCUGAGCAGAAAUCUAUCAGAAAUAAAAGAACUGAUUAGUCAGGCGCGUAAACAGGCUGCUUCGAUUAAAGUUGCUGUUUCUGCUGACAGAGAUUGUGUCCGUUCCUACCAGCCCGACCUGUACUCUACAAACUAUAACACUUUAACAUUAAAUGUUAAGACUGCUGAACCAGACAACCUGCUUUUUUACCUAGGUAGCAACAACAAAGCUGACUUCAUGGCCAUAGAAAUGCGUCAAGGAAGGGUUUCCUUCCUUUGGGACUUGGGUUCCGGAUCUGUAAACCUCGAAGAGCCUGAUAUUGAAAUAAACAAUAACAAGUGGCAUAAAAUACACGUUUCAAGGUUUGGUAAAUCUGGCUCACUGAGUGUAGAAGAAGUGGCAUCUUCCCAGAAGUCCGUACCAAAAAAUGCAACUUCUCCAGGAACAUCAUCCAUUCUUCAUGUGGAUAACUCAACACUAAUGUUUGUUGGGGGUAUAGGAGCUAAGUUAAAGAAGUCUCAAGCUGUGAAGAUCACACAUUUUAAAGGUUGCAUGGGUGAGGCAUUCCUUAAUGGUCGGUCUGUCGGAUUGUGGAACUACAUUAAGAGAGAGGGCAAAUGUGGUGGUUGUUUUGGAAGUCCACAAGAUGAGGACACAGCUUUCAAUUUUGAUGGCAGCGGAUAUUCUGUUGUGGAAAAGACCCUCCGCUCAACAACAACUCAGAUAGUAAUCCACUUCCGAACAUUUGCUCCAAAUGGACUCUUGCUUUAUCUGGCUUCUAAUGGAACACGAGAUUACUUAUCUCUGGAAAUAGUAGAUGGGAAGAUAAGACUCUCCGUGGAGCUUGGAUCCGGGCCUUUUACACUGAUGACAGAUGGACGUUAUAACGAUGGUUUAUGGUACAAGGUGGCCUUCCAGCGUAAUAAGAAGCAAGGCAUUCUGGCUGUUAUGGAUUCCUACAACUCCAGCCAGAGAGAGACCAAGCAAGGAGAAGCUCCAGGUUCUGCCUCAGACCUCAAUCGCUCAGAUAAGGAUCCUAUUUAUAUUGGUGGACUUCCAAGGUCCAGGACCAUCAGGAAACAGCUUAGCAGCAGGACCUACGUGGGCUGCAUAAAGAACUUGGAGAUUUCACGCUCAAAUUUUGACUUGCUCAGGAAUGCCUAUGGUGUAAGGAAAGGUUGCAAGCUGGAGCCAACACGUAGUAUCACUGUUUUAAAUGAUGGCUAUGUGGAAAUGCUCCCAGUAUCAUUGUCUCCAGAAUCAGAGUUAAUGGUGUCAUUUUCAACAUUAAAUGACACUGGAAUCAUCUUGGCUGGGUUUGGCAAAGGUACUGAAAAACGCAGUCGUAGACAAGCCAUCAUGCCAUUCUUUGCUUUAAUGCUGGUGAACGGACACAUUGAAUUACAUAUCAAUCCUGUGGAUGGAGCAAGCACAAGAAGAGUAACCUUGAAAUCACCCAGUGGGACAUAUAGUGAUGGACAAGAACAUUCUGUUAUUAUAAUCCGGAACAAGAGACUUGUGAGUGUUCAAGUGGAUGAAGGAAAGCCAGCAGAGAUCAAGAUGAAUGGUCCAUCUGUCGAUUCGGUUACUAUAAAUACCUCCACUUUUUAUGUUGGCGGUAUCCCUGGUAAAAUUGGUACAACAACGCUGAAAACAAGCCAGUCUUUCUAUGGAUGUAUUCGCAAUCUCAUUUUAAAUAUGGAGCAAAUGGAUUUCACCACCGUGUUGAAAUAUGAACAUGUUCAAAUGGAUAGCUGCAUGCUGUCAGAGAAACCCAAGUCGUUUGCAUUGCUGGAACAGGAGCUGCCCCCAACAGCAACGCCUGGCCGACUCUUCACAGAAAGGAAAAUGACUACCCCAAUGCAGAAAUCAUCUGUUACCAAACCACCACAGUGCGCAAUAGAGGUAGUGCCUGAUCAUGUUCCCAACGCGCACCAGUUUGGGCUCACUCAAAGAAGUCAUAUUGUGCUGCCAUUUGACCAGUCUUCAGUGAGAAGAAAACUCUCUGUACAAGUGACUAUGAGAACGUUUGCCACCAGUGGCCUUGUUUACUACAUGGCUCACCAAAACCAGAUGGAUUACGCUGCAUUACAGAUCCAUAGUGGAAAACUCUAUUUCCUAUUCGACAUGGGAAAAGGCCGAACAGAGACCAUCCACCCAGCUUUUAUCAGUGAUGGAAAGUGGCACACGGUAACAACAGAAUAUGUUAAAAGGAAAAUUACUAUCACCGUUGAUGGUCAAGAGUCCUCAUCAUUCAGUUCCGCAGCUGAUAGCAACACUCUGGAUGUGGAAGGAAAGCUUUAUCUUGGUGGGCUACCACUAGAUUACACAGCAAAGAGUAUUGGGAAUAUCACACACAGUGUCCCGGCAUGCAUCGGCAAUGUUGUUAUUAAUAACAAACAGCUGGAUAAGGAGAAUGCUAUAUCCAUACAUGCUGUAAAUAAAUGCUAUGCAUCUGCCCAAAAGGGUACUUACUUUGAUGGAAGUGGAUUUGCAGCGCUUGUUAAAGAUGGAUACAAAGUCAGAUCAGAUUUAAAUAUAACUUUAGAGUUCCGUACUACAAACAUGAAUGGAGUCCUUAUUGGAAUCAGCAGUGCCAAGGUUGAUGCAAUUGGCCUGGAAAUUGUAAAUGGCAAGGUUUUGUUCCAUGUAAACAAUGGAGCAGGUAGAAUAUCAGCAGUUUAUAAGCCGCAGUACCCCAGUUCCCUGUGCGAUGGGAAAUGGCACAAACUUCAAGCCAAUAAAAUUAAGCAUCGAAUAGUUCUGACUGUUGAUGGAAAUGCAGUGAAUGCAGAAAGCCCUCAUGUCCAAUCAACCUCAGCAGACACCAAUAAUCCAGUUUAUGUUGGAGGAUAUCCAGCUGAUGUGAAGCAAAACUGUCUGACUAGCCAGACUUCAUUCCACGGAUGUAUACGCGACCUGAAAUUAGUCAAGGGCACACAGACUGAAGCUGAUGACUUCAGCAAAGCUUUUGAACUGCGUGGAGUCUUCCCUCAUUCUUGUCCUGGAACCGAAUUAUAAACAGGAGACUUAUUGUCUGCAUUUAGUCCGAUCAUACAUACAAAAUGAUUAUCUCACAUAAGAUAAUAUGCUUCCAUACUCUGUUGUUCACAAGGCAGUGAAUGUUCGGAACGAGCCCCUAGAAUGAAGUAGUAUGAAGUGUUUGUGGGAGUGAGAAUUUGACUAGUGUCAUUCUAGUACUGUGAUUUAAUCGCUAAAUGGUGAAAAACACAUUGCACCCCAAAAUAUCCACUUCGGAAGACAACUUCAACAUCACAUUUCCUUAUUAUUAUUUUACAGCUUGUUAAUGGGCUAGGCCUAGAUUUUGCAACCUUUUUAUCAAUUCACAACUAUGCACUCUUUGGCGACUAAACAUUUCUCAUGACUGCCUUCACUUUCUAAGUCCCAGAUAGAUAGCGCUAAUCUUAUGUGAGAUGACAUAACCGAAGGUAGGCUAAUCUUGGCACCCAAGAUGAUCGGGAACAAAUCUUUCAUGAUGUUGUUUAACCAGCCUCCACAUUAACUAUGCAUUAUGGGUAAUUUAUUUACAAACCUACAGGAUGCCAAGCUUAGCCAUCACCAAUUGUUUAACAAAUGUAAACCCCAUAUUUUUGAAUACUUUUCCAAGAGCCUCUCCUAUGGUCACAUUCCAGCUCAGGAAAUUUGUACAAUCAAACUCUAACUAACAUAAGUGUAUGCAACAAAUACCUCCAGUAGAAAAAUAUUUUAAAGAAAUGUUUUAUUUCUGUGUUUCCAAUGUUUGUUUACUGCUGGAUAUUGCUGAAUACUUGACAGUAUUUGAAUACUUUUUCUCAGUUUACAAACUGUAAAAUCGCAAUAAUUUUUGAAUACAAUUACAAUAAAAGGUGCAUGUAUUCUUGAA
Messenger RNA from Pelobates fuscus (common spadefoot toad), 10408 nucleotides. It is a transcript of the gene LAMA1, whose product is annotated as laminin subunit alpha 1. Gene Ontology annotation, molecular function: signaling receptor binding. Gene Ontology annotation, biological process: animal organ morphogenesis; regulation of cell adhesion; regulation of embryonic development. The record is from RefSeq and is a predicted model, not a curated record. The transcript has 63 exons. Bases 250 to 9546 code for a protein of 3098 amino acids. NCBI's taxonomy places the organism in Eukaryota, Metazoa, Chordata, Amphibia, Anura, Pelobatidae. Gene Ontology annotation, cellular component: basement membrane.